AUGAUAAACAUUAAAACUCUCUCUCUCUCUCUCUCUCUCUCUCUCUCUCUCUCUCUCUCUCUCUCUCUCCUUGUGAUAAACAUUACUGAAAUGUAUUUAUUUGUUAAGUUUAUUUAUGGUUCUACGUUCUCUGUCCGCCAUUUUCUCUAUUCCUCUCCCAGAGUUGCUUGUAUUUUCUAUUUCCUUUUCUUUCUUUCUUUCUUUCUUUCUUUCUUUCUUUCUUUCUUUCUUUCUUUCUUUCUUUCUUUCUUUCCCCCUUCAUGCGUGCAUUUUUCUUUCUUCCUUUUCUCAUUUUUCUCUUUCUUUUGUCUUCCCCCGAGACUUUCUCUCUUUUCUCUUUCCUUCCAACCUUUCUUUCUUUCUUUCUUUCUUUCUUUCUUUCUUUCUUUCUUUCUUUCUUUCUUUCUUUCUCCUCUCAUUAAACACCGUCGACUAAUUACUGUUGCUGAUUCUUUUUUUAUUUCUCUUGCUCUUUUUAUCCAAUAUCUUCUUCUUCUUCUUCUUCUUCUUCUUCUUCUUCUUCUUCUUCCUCCUCCUCCUCCGCCUCCUUCUUCUUCUCUUCUUCUCUUCUCCCUCCUACUCCUCUUCCUACUCCUACUCCUCCUUCUUCUUCUUCUUCUUCUUCUUCUUCUUCUUCUUCACUAUCGUUCUCAUUGUUCGUUUCCUUGCUCUUUUAUUUUCAUUUUCUCUCUUUUAUUCUUUCACAAUUGUUCGUUUCCUUUUGUCUUGUUCCGUCUCCAUUCUCUUCUAAAUUUUUUUCUCGUUUUUUUUUCUUCGUACCUUUUUUCUCUUCUUGAUUUUUCUUUUUUUUUUCUGUUUUAUUCUUUCGGCUUUUCUUUAUUUCUUCUUCAUUUUCUUCUUCUCACCUUUUUCUUUCUCAGUAUUCUGUUGCUUUUGUUUUUCUCAUUUUUCUUUUACUUUUCUUCUUUUCGCUUUUCUUCUGUCUAUUACCCUGUUUUUUUACUUCUUUUCAUUUCCAUUCCACUCUUUUUUGUCUUUUGGCUUUUCUUUUCUUCUCUCUUUCAUUCUGAAUUCCCAUUUUUUUUAAUAACAUUCUUCUUUAUUUGUUCCUCACUUUUUUCUUCUUUUCGCCAUUCUUUUUCUUAUCCGUUUCAUUUUGUCUUCUCGCCAUUUUCUUUUUCUUCUCAUUUAUUUAUUUAUUUACCAAUUUAUUUAUUUAUUUAUUUAUUUAUCUAUCUAUCUAUCUGUCUCAUCCCUAGAUCCCAUAUCACCCGAACAUCUAAAUUUAUCGCCUUCCCACAUUUCUUCGGAACUGUUCAUUCUAAGCAGAUCGUCAUGAUGUCGCGCGAGAUGCACACAACACCACCCACAUUCCCCGUCCACCCGCUGCAAUUGCCGAAAGCGAUACGGCGUUAUAUUAUGAUUAGGUCCACUCUUCUGUCAUUCUAUACUACGAGUAAUUAA
Molecule: messenger RNA, 1425 nt
Organism: Acanthosepion pharaonis
Lineage: Eukaryota; Metazoa; Mollusca; Cephalopoda; Sepiida; Sepiidae
Source: the annotation of a GenBank genome assembly